Messenger RNA from Pongo pygmaeus (Bornean orangutan), 7284 nucleotides. Its product is annotated as protocadherin alpha-C2. Gene Ontology annotation, biological process: homophilic cell-cell adhesion. The record is from RefSeq and is a predicted model, not a curated record. Gene Ontology annotation, cellular component: plasma membrane. The transcript has 4 exons. Gene Ontology annotation, molecular function: calcium ion binding. Lineage: Eukaryota; Metazoa; Chordata; Mammalia; Primates; Hominidae. Bases 2826 to 5639 code for a protein of 937 amino acids.
CGAUGUUUCUCCAUGUUGCCCAGGCUGGUCUCAAACUACUGGGUGCAAGUGAUCUGCCCACCUUGGCCUCCCAAAGUGCUAAGAUUAUAGGUGUGAGCCACUAUGCUUGGCUAGUCAUUAUUUCUUUAAAUGAAAAGCAGCAAAAAGUAGUGAUUAAGUGUGAGUUUUGGUGCUAUCCUCCCUUGCCUAAAUUUCAUCGCUACCAAUUUUGUUUUGUGGAUGGAUUGUUUCACCUCUAUUUCAGUUUCUUCUGUAAAGUUGAAAUGAUAAACACUAGUUUCAAUGAUAGAAUUGUCAUAAAGCUUUAGUAAGUUUAUAUUGUAAGGUGCUUAUAGCUGUGUUUGCCAAAUAGCAAGUGCUUAAUAAAAUUUGCUACUCAUUUUCCGAAGAGGAAAAGAAAAGCUUUAUGUCAUUUUAUGCUAGGAAACUCUCAUUACGGAUUCUAUAUUGUUUUCAUUUUAUGUAAAGAUUGAAUUUUUGUUAUUCAUAGUGAGGCCAUAAUUACCAAAUUAAGCCGAGGUGUCUCUAACAUUUUAAAUGCCAUGUUCUACAUUAAAAGUAAUUUAAAAUGUGUGUUUCAAAGUUGAAAAUUGAAUUAAGACUUGGACAGUGGAAAAGUUUUAUGAAUUCAAAAGACAUUUAACCUGCUGAGUCCUCAGUAAUUUCCUGAAGGUGGUUUUGACUUUUUGUGUUGUCCAUGUUCCCAGGAAAUAUUAGGCUGCAUUAAGCAUGAAUGGCGUAUUUGCCCACAUUUAUAAAAGUUGCUUAAGGGCCAUUAGAGGACUGAGUUGUGGUUUGUGUUUCCUAAUGUGAGCAUUUUCCAUUCUUGAAAUGGCAGAAACCAGUAGUGGUAUUUUCUGUUUUCUAAAAGAAGUACAUGAUAAUUUUUAAGCAUAUAAUUAAUAUUGCACUAAAAUUAAAAAAAAACUACCUCUACAUACUUAAGAGUGGCAGAAUUGUCUCUGAUUAUACUGAAGAUCACCAUUUGUGUAGAUAAUGAUAUCUAACAGCCUCAAAACAGCAUACUUUCUUAGGAAGUAGAGAACUAUAGCGUUGCUACUGAGUAAAUGUUUUUUAAAAAGUUUCUAGGAGGGUCUUUAAGAGUAUCACACUGUGCCUGCUGAGAAUCAUCGAAUUAACAAGACCUGGCUUCAAAUUUAAUAGAUAAAUAAAGGUAAGUAUCCUACAUAAAUACGAUGAUAGUAAAAGGAAGAAUAUUGUAAGAGGUGCUAGAAAGGUACAUCAUAGUGUUAUUGGAAUUGGAAAAAAACUUUGCCUUUUUCCCUUGUUGAAGGAGCCAGUGAGGAGUCAUGAUGCUUUACUGGUUAUAAAAUGGAAAGAGUUUUCCCUGGGAGAAUAUGGAGACUAACAGGUAUUCUUGAGAAGAGAGUAACUUAAGUGAGUACACAGAAAAUUCCAAAUGUACCUAGAAAUGAGGAAUAGUCCACUUUGGGUAAAGCACAUAAGAGAGAUUGUCAUAUAAAGCAAGAAAAGUAAUAUUAGAAAAACCUUUUGGGUAACUUUGAGUACUAGACAAGUAAUUUUGACACUCUUCAAAGUCAUUUGAAAGCUGUCAAAAAGUGUGAAGCAAUAGGAAUAAAAAGUGUUUAAGGAAGAUGACUGCAAGGAUUAAAUGAAGGAGAAUGAAAUAAGAAUGGACAGGUUACACAAUAAAGAGCUACUGCAAUACACCAGAAGAGCAGCAAUUAUAAAAACUUAUUUAGGAAAGCAUCUGAAUACAGACAUAAUUAUUUUACAUGCCGUUGGGAACAUUGGAGUGAAACAUUCAAGAAAACGAACACAGUAAGGUAGAUCCAAAAAGGAUGAAAUACCUCAAGACUUGAUCAAAGGGCUGCUCUAUGUGAGAUGGCUGAGCACUGAAAUUCAUCUAAUGAAAUAAACUUACAUUAUAAAAGAAAUAAUACAAAUCAUAUUUGAGAUUGUAAAAAUGGCAUAUAUUAAUGGUGUUCGAAAGGAUAGAAUAAGGAAACAAAUAUAAAAUCAUGAACUCCUGAAACAGUAUAUAUAGAUUCUGCUAAAGCAAAAAAUUCAGAAUACUUCCUUCUCAAAAAGUUCACAUGAUACAAAUUCUUCCCCUUCAAAGAUUCCCCAAACCUUCCCUUAUUUUGUUUUCCCAAGAAAAGUGUCUGGAUAGUUGCUAAUGUUUCUUGCCUCCUAAAAAGAAAACACACACACACACAGACACACACACACACACACCCCUUUCUAAGUUUCUCUUUCAUCAAUCAGUAGAUUCUCGAGAUCCUGGGUCCCUAAAAGAGUACAGGAUUUUUCUUAACAAGCGAUACUGAAUCAAGAAUAUGAAGUUUCCUGGGAUCUAGAUCAAAGGAAUUUAAACUUGCAGUUGUUUAGAUUCAUGUUGUCACUUAGGUUUCUAUCUUUAUUUAAAACUGUGUGAAAAAAAGUUUUUCUAAGGCAUGAGGAAGCUACAGUUCUGGUAACACUAAGUAUUCAAAAGCCAUCAGUCGCCUAAGAAUGCUUCUAACAAUCAUGAGAAAUGCUAUUUUAACCUUUAACAACAAUGAAGAAAAAAAUUCAGAGUUUGAAAUAAAACAUUUCAUCUGAUUAAUAGUUUGUAAUUCUUACUUACAUGAUGGCCACAUGAUGUCGCUCUUUACCGCAAAUUCUUUCAUAAUCAACAAAAGGAAGUCAUUCCUUUUCGCACUGGAAAGACGCUCCACUCUCUUUCACUCUUUGGAUGCACAACAAUGGCCACACAUUGAGAUUGAAAUGAAGGGAUAAAAACAUUCCUAUAAAUUCGAAGGCAAGUUUUGCUGACUAGAAAAACAAGCCAAUAAUUAGAAAUGGUGUGCCCGAAUGGAUACGACCCAGGGGGCCGACAUCUACUGCUGUUUAUUAUAAUUCUAGCAGCUUGGGAGGCGGGGAGAGGCCAGCUCCACUACUCGGUCCCCGAGGAGGCUAAACACGGCACCUUCGUGGGCCGCAUCGCGCAGGACCUGGGGCUGGAGCUGGCGGAGCUGGUGCCGCGCCUGUUCCGGUCGGUGUGCAAAUUCCGUGGGGAUCUUCUGGAGGUAAAUCUGCAGAAUGGCAUUUUGUUUGUGAAUUCUCGGAUCGACCGCGAGGAGCUGUGCGGGCGGAGCGCGGAGUGCAGCAUCCAUCUGGAGGUGAUCAUGGACAAGCCGCUGCAGGUUUUCCAUGUGGACGUGGAGGUGAAGGACAUUAACGACAACCCUCCGGUGUUCCCAGCGACACAAAAGAAUCUGUUCAUCGCGGAAUCCAGGCCGCUUGACUCUCGGUUUCCACUAGAGGGCGCGUCCGAUGCAGAUAUCGGGGAGAACGCCCUGCUCACUUACAGACUGAGCCCCAGUGAGUAUUUCUCCCUGGACGUGCCAACCAGCAACCAGCAGGUAAGACCUCUUGGACUUGUAUUACGGAAACCUUUAGACAGAGAAGAAACUCCGGAGCUUCAUUUAUUGCUCACGGCCACCGAUGGAGGCAAACCUGAACUGACUGGCACCGUUCAGUUAAUCAUCACAGUACUGGACAUAAAUGACAAUGCCCCAGUGUUCGACAGAACCCUGUAUACGGUGAAAUUACCAGAAAACGUUUCUAUCGGAACGCUGGUGAUUCACCCCAAUGCCUCAGAUUUAGACGAAGGCUUGAAUGGGGAUAUUAUUUACUCCUUCUCCAGUGAUGUUUCUCCAGAUAUAAAAUCCAAGUUCCACAUGGACCCCAUAAGUGGGGCAAUCACAGUGACAGGACAUAUGGAUUUUGAAGAAAGUAGAGCACACAAGAUCCCAGUAGAAGCUGUCGAUAAAGGCUUCCCACCCCUGGCUGGUCAUUGUACAGUUCUUGUGGAAGUUGCAGAUGUAAAUGACAAUGCUCCACAGUUGACUCUCACUUCCCUGUCUCUCCCUAUUUCAGAGGACGCCCAACCAGGUACCGUCAUCACAUUGAUUAGCGUGUUUGACCGAGAUUUUGGAGUCAACGGACAGGUUACCUGCUCCCUGACGCCCCACGUUCCCUUCAAGUUGGUGUCCACCUUCAAGAAUUACUAUUCAGUGGUGCUGGACAGAGCUCUGGACCGCGAGAGCGUGUCGGCCUAUGAGCUGGUGGUUACCGCGCGGGACGGGGGCUCGCCUUCUCUGUGGGCCACGGCCAGCGUGUCCGUGCAGGUGGCCGACGUGAACGACAAUGCUCCGGCGUUCGCGCAGCCCGAGUACACAGUGUUCGUGAAGGAGAACAACCCGCCGGGCUGCCACAUCUUCACUGUGUCGGCGGGGGACGCGGACGCGCAGGAGAACGCGCUGGUGUCCUACUCGCUGGUGGAGCAGCGGGUGGGCGAGCGCGCGCUGUCGAGCUACGUGUCGGUGCACGCGGAGAGCGGCAAGGUGUACGCGCUGCAGCCGCUGGACCACGAGGAGCUGGAGCUGCUACAGUUCCAGGUGAGCGCUCGCGACGCGGGCGUGCCGCCUCUGGGCAGCAACGUGACGCUGCAGGUGUUCGUGCUGGAUGAGAACGACAACGCCCCGGCACUGCUGGCGCCUCGAGUGGGUGGCACUGGUGGCACUGUGAGCGAGCUGGUGCCGCGGUCUGUGGGCGCGGGCCAUGUGGUGGCGAAGGUACGUGCAGUUGACGCUGACUCAGGAUACAACGCGUGGCUUUCGUAUGAGUUGCAACCGGUGGCGGCCGGUGCGGGCAUCCCGUUCCGCGUGGGGCUGUACACUGGCGAGAUCAGCACGACACGAGCCCUAGAUGAGACGGACGCACCGCGCCACCGCCUUCUGGUGCUUGUGAAGGACCACGGGGAGCCCUCGCUGACAGCCACAGCCACCGUGCUGGUGUCGCUGGUGGAAAGCGGCCAGGCACCAAAGGCGUCGUCGCGGGCAUCGUUGGGCAUUGCAGGCCCAGAGACCGCGCUGGUGGAUGUCAACGUGUACCUGAUCAUCGCCAUCUGCGCGGUGUCCAGUCUGUUGGUGCUUACCCUGCUGCUGUACACGGCGUUGCGGUGCUCAGCGCCUUCCUCUGAGGGCGCAUGUGGUUUGGUAAAGCCCACUCUGGUGUGCGCCAGCGCGGUGGGGAGCUGGUCAUUCUCCCAGCAGAGGCGGCAGAGGGUGUGCUCUGGGGAGGGCCCACCCAAGACAGACCUCAUGGCCUUCAGUCCCAGCCUUCCUCAGGGUCCCUCCUCUGCAGAUAAUCCACGACAGCCCAACCCUGACUGGCGUUACUCUGCCUCCCUGAGAGCAGGCAUGCACAGCUCUGUGCACCUAGAGGAGGCUGGCAUUCUACGGGCUGGUCCAGGAGGGCCUGAUCAGCAGUGGCCAACAGUAUCCAGUGCAACACCAGAACCAGAGGCAGGAGAAGUGUCCCCUCCGGUCGGUGCGGGUGUCAACAGCAACAGCUGGACCUUUAAAUACGGACCAGGCAACCCCAAACAAUCCGGUCCCGGUGAGUUGCCAGACAAAUUCAUUAUCCCAGGAUCUCCUGCAAUCAUCUCCAUCCGGCAGGAGCCUACUAACAGCCAAAUUGACAAAAGUGACUUCAUAACCUUCGGCAAAAAGGAGGAGACCAAGAAAAAGAAGAAAAAGAAGAAGGGUAACAAGACCCAGGAGAAAAAAGAGAAAGGGAACAGCACGACUGACAACAGUGACCAGUGAGGUCCUCAAAUGGAAACAAGCCACUUAGCCAGUUUUUGUAAUAAUGGCAAAUCUCUCCCAUGUAGCAAUUCCCUGCUCCUUUUUCCUAUCUACAUGAGCCCUCUUAGAGACCUCAGAAAUCUGCAGAAAGUUCCCUGUGUCUGUCUAGAACGCAUUUAACAGGUUUUGUCGUAAAAGCUUUACUAAGUCUGGUGUUAACUCUUUCUCUCCACUCUGGCUUGUUUUCAGAACCUAAAAAGCAGACCCAAGUUUCCUUUCUCCUCCGCCGCAAAGGAGAGGCUUCCCAGCCCCGCCAGUGAGAGGUUGGACUCUCUGUCCUGUGCUCCGGGGAUCCUGUCUUGAUGACACUUGCAGGGCAGGCUGAAAAGUUUUGAGAUUGAGCAGCUUGGGUGUUUGUGGCCACUGGGUAUGUGUGGCUACCACGGGUAUGCGAGUGCCAGAUAUUGGCUGAGACGAGCCAGCUUAGACUAAUUGGUACAAAGAAGGCAAGAAAACAAAGACAAAUAAACAGCGGAAGUUAUCAGUGUGGAGGGGAAGUGUAAACUUAAAGGGACCAGACUUUCUAAAUCUUACAACUCAAGAGGUGGCGGCCACCCCCUAGGAGACAAAACUACCCCCACUGACAAGGCUUUAGGAGACCCUAAAGUCUGUUGGCUGUGAUGUCAUUAUACCUAAAAUCUGCAUCAUACCUGCAAGCCAACAGUUCAGUGUUUUAACAGAGAACCACCCUGGGAAACAGAAGCAGAUCUGAUGUGUUUCCUAUACAUGUCCUGUGCUCACUUUAUUAAAAAUUCUUUUGCACACAAUGUUUAUGAAAAGGCCAGAUCCUUUUCCAAUACUUAUGCAAAAGCAAAAGAAAACCCCGACACCUCACCUUUCGCUGUUUGUUGUUUCAUAGAUUUAUUUUAAAAAAACAGAAAGUCUAUAGCUAUAAAUCUUUAAAGAGAAAUAUGAAUACAAUUCCCCUAAACUCUCCUCAAAAGAGAAUUCAGUCUACAGCCAUUUAAAUGAUCAUUGCUGCUACAGAAGUGCUUUAAGAGAACUGCCUGAAACAUCUGUAUUAUAUCGGCCACCUGCCAAUCACAGCUUUACUCUUUCAGGUCACUCUGGGGCUGCCUCUUGCAUGUAUUACUAAAUAAAAUGAUCUCUGUCUCUCUCUCUCUCUCUCUUUUCUAAGAAACAAUUAUGUGCACUUUGAUACACAACCUUCUCUAACCAACUAUAUAUCAAGACCCAAAAAUUGAAGAAAAAUAUUGUUUUCUCAUACAGUGAGCAGAUUUUUCAAUCUACUAAUUCUGUGACUUGUCUUGGUGUGCUAGCCUACACCUUCUCUUUGGUUUAGUUUUCCUUUUCUAUAACACUCUGAAUUGCUAAUCUUACUAACACCUAUGAUGUUACCUGAAAUCAAUCUCCCAUAUGUAUGCUGUAUGCUAUGAUAAGACUCCUGAAAUAUACUUACUCUGUGCUUGUGUAUGUGAAUGUUAAUGCAACUAUUACCUAGAGUGAACUUUAAGCUUUAUUGUUGAAUGUAAUUCCAUUAUAUUUCCUUUUGUACACCUGUGAAAAAGUGGAGUAGUGUUUUUUUAACCAUUGUUAAUCAGCUUUUGUGUAUGAAAGACACAGUAAAAUUUCUUUCUUAAAUCAA